Molecule: messenger RNA, 1326 nt
Organism: Lodderomyces parapsilosis
Lineage: Eukaryota; Fungi; Ascomycota; Pichiomycetes; Serinales; Debaryomycetaceae
Exons: 1
Coding region: 1-1326 (441 amino acids)
Molecular function (GO): hydrolase activity, acting on carbon-nitrogen (but not peptide) bonds, in linear amidines
Source: RefSeq, a predicted model, not a curated record
AUGACCAAAAUCGAUUUCAGCACAAUCAAAAUCCAAAAGGGUAGAUUAGUUAAUACCAUUCACGAGACUGCAAAGUGGGGAGCCAAAGGAAUUUGGGGACCUGGACCAACUGAAACUGGAGUGUGUAGAUUGUCGUUAUCUGAUUUGGACAAGUCAGUGCGAGAUUGGUUUGUUAAGGAAACUACGGAUUUGGGUUGUAAAAUCAAAAUUGAUCAGGUGGGUAAUACUUUUGCCAUUUUCCCAGGAAAGAACAAUGAUGCAUUGCCUACUGGUGUAGGCUCUCACUUGGACACUCAACCUAGUGGUGGAAGAUACGAUGGUGUUCUUGGAGUAUUGUCAGGAUUGGAAGUAUUGCGAACCUUGAAAGAAAACAACAUUGUCCCGAAUUACCCAAUUGCAUUGAUCAACUGGACAAACGAAGAAGGUGCUAGAUUCCCUAUUAGUAUGGUUGCCCUGGGGGUCUGGGCAGACGCAAUUCCAUUGGAAACAUGCUUGAAUUUGGAAUCUAUUGACGAUGAAAUUCCUAAAAAGUUUGGUGACGAGUUGAAACGUAUUGGUUACGCAGGAGAUAUUGCUGCUUCGUACAAGGAGAACCCUUUGGCAUGUCAUUUCGAGAUCCAUAUUGAACAAGGGCCCAUUUUGGAGCAUGAGGGUAAAAAAAUUGGUGUUGUAGUUGGUGGACAAGCAUUUGAAUGGAACUUGGUCACUGUCACCGGAAGAUCGUCCCAUGCUGGUACUACUCCCAUGAACACUAGGUCAGACGCUUUGCUUAUGACUUCCAAAAUUAUAAUUAUGGCAAUCGAGACAGCUACGGCUCAUGGAGGUGUUGCCACAGUUGGUACGCUUCAUUUGACCCCACAAUCAGUGAAUGUUAUUCCAAACGAAGUCAAGUUUUCGUUGGAUGUGAGACAUGUUGAAGAUGAUGUUGUUACCGAGAUGAUGUCUGAGAUAAAGACCAAAGCUGCUGAAAUUUGUGAAGCUGGUAUUGGAUCAAAACUUGCUAAGCCCUUGUCUGUCAAGUUUGAAAAUUUGACUGUGUCUCCAGCGAUCAAAUUCAAUCAGACCAACAUCAAUACUGUUAAGAAAGCUGCUUUGCUGUUGUUUGAUGAAAAGGAUAUCAGAGAGAUCACAAGCGGUGCCGGUCAUGACUCUUGCUAUGCUAGCAAAAGAGUACCAACCUCAAUGAUAUUCAUUCCUUCAAAGGACGGAAUCUCCCACAGCCCUGAAGAGUAUUCAUCUCCAGAGGAUGUCGACAAUGGAUUUCAAGUAUUGUUGAGAACAGUUUUGCUAUACGAUGAAUUAAGGGCCGAAAACGAAAAAGCUUAG